AUGUCCAACUCAAAGGAACCGACCAGCGUUCCUGUCCUCUCAAAGGACAAUUACCCAGCAUGGUCUCGAAAGAUGAAAGCAUACUUCUUUCUGCAUGACCUCUAUGAACUUGUACUCGGCGAAGACCUCAAACCUACAGAAACGGAUGACCAAUCGAAGUGGAUCAGACGACAAAGGCAGGCGGCCGCCGCCAUCACAAUGUCAAUCGACGAGACCAAUGCAAUCCACAUUGAUGAUAUCAGCGAUGAUCCUGUUGCAAUGUGGAAGAAACUCGCUUCCAUGCACAAUAACAAGACGCCUGGUACUCGUUUCAAUGCCAUGGACUCAUUAUUCGGAGUCACAAAGGAAGAUUCCGAGGACCUGGCCGAGCUCAUGACUCGCAUCAAUGGACUACUUCAGCGUGUGAAGCAACUUCGGCCAACAGACUACAAGAUUACUGACCUUGACGACGAGUUGGCAAUCAUGGCCAUGCUCCGCGCCCUUCCUGACAAUUACCGCCAUCUUCGCUCCUCGCUUCUCUGCCAAACAAACAUCACCCGUGAAGUGGUCGAGGAAGCCUUCCGAGCUGAGGAUAAUCAACGCCGACAUGAGCAACGAAGCCAGGCCACCGCCCUGCGAGUUGCCACACCUAAUCAGAACCGGACAAAUGGUCCGCCGCAACAUUUCCGUCCAAAGCCCAGCGCCACCGACCGCACACCUGGAGCGCUGUGCACUUUCUGUGGGAAGAAGAACCACACCGAGGCCCAGUGCUUUGCCAAGGCCGACGCAUCGCGCCGUCUCAAGCACGAAGCAGCACGUGUUGCAGAUACAUCUACUGGACCUGCUACUGCCAAUGCAACGAAUGCAAGUAACCCUUCUCUCCCCUCGUUAGCUAGGUCUGACCUGAAUGCCGAUACAGGGGCCACUCGGACAAUGAUGAGUGACAAGCGAUACUUUACUACGCUUUGCCCUUCGGUCAGGACAAUUAAACUAGCUAAUGGAGAGAGGAUAUUCUCGAAAGGAGAAGGGGAUAUUGUGUUUCAGCCAUGGAUAGACGGCUCCUUUAGCUCUGAUCUCAUCACUUUUCCUAAUGUGCUCUUUGCCCCUGAUCUCGAAUCAAAUCUUGUCUCAGUACUCUCAAUGGCCCGCAAUCAGGGUUAUGAAAUUCGCAUCAAUUCCAAGCAAAUGGAAUUCUAUAUCGACAAUAAGCUACGCAUGACAGCUCGAAUUGAUGCUAAUUGCGUUGCUUACCUUGAUGGACGAGUUCUCACAUCCGAAAAGGCAAAUGCUGCGAGCACAGUGAAACUAGACCGUUCACUGUGGCACCGUCGCCUGGGCCACUAUCACCACGAGGGAGUUGAUACAUUAAUCCGUUGGGCCCUUCCAAAUGACUACUUCGCCACACCAGAGCAGAAUGGAUGGGUCAAGCAAGCGAACCGAUGGAUAGCUGAAGGGACAAUCGCUAAACUUACAGAAGCGAAUCUUCCAUCAUCUUUUUGGGGGUUCGCUGCCCUUGCCACUGUCCACGAGUUCAAUCGUGCCCGAGUUCACAAUGGAAAGACACCAUAUGAACACUGGCAUGGUAAAGCUCCCAGUGUCGAUCACCUUCGAGUAUUCGGAUGCCUUGCCUAUGUCUUCGUCCCAAAAUCACAGCGGAAUGCUCUUGAUUCGCACACUGAGAAGUGCAUCUUCGUGGGGUACCCAUCUGACCGCCCUGGCUGGGUGUUCUGGAACCCACAGACACGAAAGAUUAUACACAGUGACAGUGCUGCAUUCGAUGAGAGAGUCUUUCCAGGCACGUCACUCGCAAAGGAAUCAAUUCCAAACCUCUCCGACUACAUCCAGCUACCAGAUCUCAAGGAAAUCAAUAUCUCUCCAUCUUCCAUUCCACCUCUAAACUCUCACCCUCCUGUUCACGUUGCAGGGAGACCUGUACUUGCACCCAUACCGCCCGAGCCUACGCCUGAGCCUGUCCCUCCGCCAGUACCAGCACUGGCACGGCCUAAACCCACAGCUUCACAGCGUCUGAGUCGUGAGCUUCGAGCACUCACCGAUAAGACCAAUUUCGAGAAGGUUCCUACAAAUCUCCCAGCGCAACGACACACAGUUGCGCGUCAGCCAGGCACUUUGACUGAAUCUGACUCAGAUCUCGAAUUAAAUGAGAGCUCAGAUGAAGAUAAUGUCCAAUUAGCCACAGAAGAUGCGCCCCUACCCUCGAAUCCCAGCUCUUAUGUGCCAACUAAAGCUCGACGCUGGAGACCCAAGCCGAACUUCAAAGCGCCCGACCAUAUUCUGAUUCCCAUUGUCGAUGGUGUCGAAGCUGCUUUAAACACGUCUACAAGCCGCGAGCCAACAACACUGGGAGAAGCUCUGAAACGCCCUGACGGCGACAAAUAUGUCCAAGCGGCUAUAGAAGAGGUCAGAGCUCACCUGGAAAACGGCACGUGGAAGCUUGUGCGACUCCCCAAGGCAAAAGGCUAUCGGCUCGUUGGGUAUUCAAGAUCAAACGGAUAUGCACAACGAGAGGGAAUCGACUACACAGAGACCUUUGCACCAACAGCUCGCUUUGGUGCCCUUCGCACCAUCAUAGCACUUGCAGCGCUUGAAGACUGGGAGCUAGAGUCAGUAGACAUAUCAACCGCCUUCCUCAACGGUGAGAUUGAUGCAGAGGUCUACAUGCAAAAGCCAGAAGGUGUCGAGUUCGAGGGCUAUGAAGGCACGAGCUGGGUGCUUCAACUUCUCAAGGGCCUCUAUGGAAUCAAACAAGGCCCUCGCAUCUGGUCUGUGAAGCUACACACUGUCCUAUCAGAAAUUGGAUUCAAACGUCUCGAAAGCGAUCACAGUGUCUUCAUCUAUGAACGCGACAGUGUGAAGAUCAUUGUACCAGUCCAUGUCGAUGACUUACUGCUUGCAUCAAAGUCAUCCGAAGCCAUUCAAAUGGCGAAGGAUGAGCUCAAAGCACGCUUCAAGAUCCAUGACCAAGGCCCUACCUCAUUCCUACUUGGUGUCAAGCUUGAGCGCGAUCGCCAAUCCCAUACCAUCUCCCUCUCUCAACCUGCGUACAUUGAACAGAUUCUUGAAACCUACAAAAUGCAGGACUGUAAUGGCGCUGACACGCCUAUGGCUGAAAAGCCGCUCCUCUCCACCAAGGAUUCACCACAAACUGAGCAGGAGAAGUUGGAAAUGCAGAAUUUACCCUAUCGAGAGGCCCUUGGAAAGCUCAUUUACCUCGCCACUGCCACUCGACCAGACAUCUCAUAUGCUGUGGGGGUGCUCUGUCGGUUCAGCGAGAACCCUGGACAAGCACAUUGGCUAGCUCUCAAACGGAUACUGCGAUAUCUCCGCAAAACAACAAACUACAAGCUCACCUACGGCCUUAAACCCGACUCCGAUGAACUGUUCAUAACACAUAGUGAUGCCGAUCUGGGUGGAAAUGCCGAUAAUACCCGCUCAACAGCCGGUUUUGUCAUGUCAAUCGGUGGUGGCGCUGUAAUGUGGAGUAGCCGACUCCAGCGCCACACAUCACUAUCAUCAACAGAGUCGGAGUAUACAACAGCCUCCGCUACCGGGUGCGAAAUGAUCUGGAUGCGGUCAUUCCUCGAUGAAAUUGGCUACGACAUUGCGUCCUACCCAUCCACCUUAUUUGUUGACAACGCCUCUGCCAUCCAAGUUGCCAAGAACCCAGAACACCAGUCCACUAUGAAGCAUGUUCACCCCGUCAAUGUUGCCGACAUCUUCACCAAACCACUAGGCCGCAUCAAGUUUGAACAGUUUGUCAAAAUGCUCGGUCUGAUCCCUCACCCACAUGCCCGUACUCAGUCCAUGCGCUAA
Serendipita indica DSM 11827 is the source of this 3810-nucleotide messenger RNA. NCBI's taxonomy places the organism in Eukaryota, Fungi, Basidiomycota, Agaricomycetes, Sebacinales, Serendipitaceae. The record is from the annotation of a GenBank genome assembly.